This is a messenger RNA of Caenorhabditis remanei, 381 nucleotides long. RefSeq lists its product as uncharacterized. Lineage: Eukaryota; Metazoa; Nematoda; Chromadorea; Rhabditida; Rhabditidae. The transcript has 4 exons. The coding region runs from base 1 to 381 and encodes 126 amino acids. Gene Ontology annotation, cellular component: BORC complex. The record is from RefSeq and is a predicted model, not a curated record.
AUGAGUAUUUCCCUUGAAAGCAAAACAAAAUUGCCACAAAAAAUUCUGGAAAUCAUCUCCGAUGGAUCGGCGUUGUUGUCAAUCCCGAUGAGCGGCUCACAAGCCCAGGAAACACUUCUAACCAGCGCGAAACACUUCAGCACUGUAGAGCAAAUGAUUGAUAAUACUGAAAGAAUUCUGCGCGAUAUCGAGAAAAUGGUCGAUGAUGUCGCCAAAACAGCUGACCAGAUGGAAACAGGAUUGGAUUAUGUCUGCGACAUCCAGGAAACUCUCCAAAAAGUGGAACGACAAAACUACUACAGUGCCGUCCCGAAGUCAUUUUCUGCCGAGAGCUUCUCUUCGUCAGUAGCCGGUGAACGACCAUCAACAUCGAAUGCUUAA